Molecule: messenger RNA, 1982 nt
Organism: Hibiscus syriacus
Lineage: Eukaryota; Viridiplantae; Streptophyta; Magnoliopsida; Malvales; Malvaceae
Product: ethylene-responsive transcription factor ERF119-like
Exons: 2
Coding region: 658-1674 (338 amino acids)
Biological process (GO): regulation of DNA-templated transcription
Molecular function (GO): DNA-binding transcription factor activity; DNA binding
Source: RefSeq, a predicted model, not a curated record
CUCACCUCGAGGCCUAUAUUACUGUUCGCAGCGAUGAGAUAUGGCUUGUUGUUGCUGGAUUUUUGUUAGAUUGUAGAGAGAGAGAGAGAGAGAGAUCAUAGCCAUAUAUUUCUAAUCCCUUUUUUUUUCUAUCAGAUCUAUUAGCAUCUAAGGCGAAGAAGACGCUUUGUUGUGAGCGUUUCUCUCUUCGGUGGUGGUUUCCGUUGCCCUGUCCAGAGCACUAAAGGGAGGCUGAUCAGUAGAUUUAUGUCGGCUGAGUUUGAUUUGGCUUCGAGUGGGGCUCAGUUGCAGCUCUGUUUAUCUUUUUCUUCUUCAACUACUAUCUGUGCACAGUUGUUCUUCACCGCUUUGUUGGCCGUUUCUUGCAUGAUUCUCUGCUUCUCAAGGCAGAGACUGAAUCUCGUGUUCCCGGCGGUUUCGAUGCGUUUGAGAUCGAAAAAGCCUUGUUUCGGAUUUGAGUGUAUUGGAGGUUUCCAUAUAAAACAACGAUUUUUCUAUCUUCUCUUAUUUUUUAGAGGGGCUCGUACUUGAUUUUGCUUUGAGAGUCUUGAGAAAUUUUGUACACCCUUUUUCCCCUUGAUUUUGUUUUCAUAGUUUGUCCACUGCUUUGGGGGGGGGGGUUAGCUCGAGUUUUACCCAGUUUUGUUUCCAGAAAAAAUGUUGAACCAUCGAAAACAAACCAUGAAUCCAAGUAAAUCCUGCAAAAAGACCAAGAAAACCGAAUCUACCAUUGCUGAAGAAGCCCAAAUGAUCCGAAAAGUUCGAGUCAUCUUCCAUGAUCCGUAUGCGACUGAUUCGUCUUCAAGUGAAGAUGAAUCAGAGGAAACUAGAAAAGUUCCGAAGGGAAGGCGAUUUGUUCGAGAAAUCAGAGUUCCUAGUUUGGGCUUUGGUUCACCAGCAAAGCCCCUUGAAUCCGAGACUUCUUCUCAAGACAGUAAUUCUAAAACCCCGACCAGCAGGAAAAGGGUUAUGGCCAAACCCCUCGAAGACAAGAAGUCUAAGGUUGCUAAAACGAGGAAACCUGUUGGCGUUCGUCAAAGGAAGUGGGGCAAGUGGGCUGCUGAAAUCCGGCAUCCACUGAAGAAAACCAGGAUUUGGUUGGGUACUUACGACACUCUUGAAGAAGCAGCCAAGGCUUAUGAUGCUAAAAAGCUUGAAUUCGAGUCUCUUGCCGUUUCUGCAGAUUCCAUUUCGUCCGAGAAAACCAAUGACCUUUCAUGCUCCGUCGCUGCUUCUGACAACACUACUGCCUCUACUUCUGAGGAGUCUGAUGGCCCUUUGUCGCAUACUUCUCCAUCGGUGCUCGAGGUGGAUGCUUCCUCUUCUGUUUCAGUCUCGAACAACAACGAUGAUUGUGGUGAUACCAACAAAGAGAUGUUCGAUGUGAGCUUCGCUGAUAUACCAAUACCUGAUCUCUGUUUCAUCGGUGAUCCAUUGCUGUCUGGUUCAGUUGACCAAGAGCUAAACAUAGACGCCGAAGCUGGUGAUUUUCUGUUUGUCAACGAUUUUGGAAUGAUGCUGGAGGAUUACUGCAGCAUCGAAGACCUAAGUAUUUGCGGUAUUGGAGCCGACGAGCCCAGUGAUCUACCCGAUUGUGAUUUCAGCACCGAUGACAUUCUUUUCGAUGAAGUUGCCGAUGAAGUUGCCGCCCCCCUCAACAUAGCUUGCCCAUAAGUUUUGCAGUUAGAAAAUUUAGUAUUUUAAGCGUUAUCUGUGGAUCUCUGGGACUCUCCAAGAUGAAUUCUUAGUGAUGUUUUUUUGAGUGAGUUCGUAAAAAAACUGUGUUUUGCCGAGUCAAAAAUGAAAUGAGUCCGAGUCAUUCCCUUGGGUUUUCUUGUGCUGUAGAGCCGUCCUGAGGGAUUAAUCUAUAUCUGGUAGGGUGCUUGAUCUUCCAAGCACCAUUGAUACUGUGUUUUCUAGCGCUCAUUUUCAUAUUGAUGGAACUAAGUUUUGUUAUUUGGUAUAAUUUUUGAUUUGAUUUA